CACAAAUUACCUUGCAAUGAAUGCGUUACGUUGCAGGACCAAACAAAUGUUGUUUUGGGUUUUGAAGUUCAAUGUCUCAAACGCAAACUGGAUCUCAAAAAGCUACAAUUUAAAAAAAAAAUAUGCAGAUUUUUCCUGUUCCUCCUGUUAAUUUUCUUGGUUUUAUUAUUUUUAAUUUGUGCAUGACAGCUGUGAGUGCCCAGAAAUUUCGAGCUAUCAACUUUGCCAUCAGAGGGUCCUCGUGUAAUUCUCCGCUGGCCGCCAUUUAUGGAAACUCCAUCGACACGAUUGAGGAGGAUAUUUCCACUUUGCUUAUAACUACUAUAAUGGAGAGCUAUGCUGACAAAGUCAAUGUCUUCAACUUAUAUUUUAGCAACGGAGACACCGGUGACAAUCUGAUUGGCAGCUGGACAUCGGAGUUUUCGUGUUCAAUAAUAUAUGGCUUUGAACCCCAAAAGGACCUUGGCCAGAGGGCCAGCUGCAUGCAGACAGAGAAUGCCUUAUACUUCUACGUCGUCCAGAGGGCGGUCCAGCAGUUCAAGAACGCCAUAUUCUAUGCGGAUGUAACUCUGGACAACGGAACUAGAGUUGUAUCGAAUAAAACUGACGGUCCGCUGAUGUACGAAAAACUAACGGAGACAUUGUUUGUGGAUGGGAAGUCCGUUCCGAUCUCAGAUAAUCGAAUUGUGCUGACAACCAGCAACGUCCAUAUCAGAUAUUGCGUCAGCCCGUUGGAGACUUUUACCGGCUGCGUUUACUUAAACGACCAGAGUAUCGGCAGGUUCAACGCCUCAUGCUUUGUCCAUGACUUCCAGUUCCAGUACAUCUACCGAGGCCACCUGUUGGUGUUUACCAUAAGGGAGACAUCGACCUGCAUGCGCCAAAUAUCUAGGCAUAUUUUAAUGACCCCAGAUGAUACUUAUCGAAAUCCAACAUAGCUAAAUACACCAACUUCCAAGUAUAUUUGUCUAUCGUCUAACUUACCACGUUCAAAGGCAAUCUAUGAAGCUAGUUAUUAACUCGUUACACACUAAAGGUUUCAUUGAACAGUCUUCAGAGGUCCCAGACGGAAAUCCUUCCAGCAUCAUUCCAGUUUACACUCAAUAACUCAUGAUGUGCAAGUGUUACUUUAGGUUGGUCCUCCACGUCUUCGGGAGAUCGUCUCUGAUUGCUGACAGUUGAAAAGCGGCCUGGGCAGAAUCUGCAGUUAUGUUGGAAGAGUUGUCCUGCUCACCUAAUUGUGUUGGAAGAGUUGUCCUGCUCACCUAAUUGUGUUGGAAGAGUUGUCCUGCUCACCUAAUUGUGUUGGAAGAGUUGUCCUGCUCACCUAAUUGUGUUGGAAGAGUUGUCCUGCUCACCUAAUUAUGUUGGAAGAGUUGUCCUGCUCACCUAAUUAUGUUGGAAGAGUUGUCCUGCUCACCUAAUUGUGUUGGAAGAGUUGUCCUGCUCACCUAAUUGUGUUGGAAGAGUUGUCCUGCUCACCUAAUUGUGUUGGAAGAGUUGUCCUGCUCACCUAAUUAUGUUGGAAGAGUUGUCCUGCUCACCUAAUUAUGUUGGAAGAGUUGUCCUGCUCACCUAAUUGUGUUAGAAGAGUUGUCCUGCUCACCUAAUUGUGUUGGAAGAGUUGUCCUGCUCACCUAAUUGUGUUGGAAGAGUUGUCCUGCUCACCUAAUUGUGUUGGAAGAGUUGUCCUGCUUAUCUAAUUGUGUUGGAAGAUAUAGAGUUGUCCUGCUCAUCUAAUUGUGUUGGAAGAUAUAGAGUUGUCCUGCUCAUCUAAUUGUGUUGGAAGAUAUAGAGUUGCCCUGCUCACCUAAUUGUGUUGGAAGAUAUAGAGUUGCCCUGCUCACCUAGAUAUAAUUGUUUUCAACAAUUUAAUUUUUUGGCUUUGUUUUUUUUUCCCUAAACGCUAUGACUUGAGGGAUAGUGUAUAGAUCAAUGGGCUUCACAAAAGGGUUCAACUUUUACUGAACUAGUAAAAUAGCAUAUAUGUGAUUCAUUGAGCAAUUUAACUUGGUAUGUGAUUCAUUGAGCAAUUUAACUUGGUAUGUGAUUCACUGAGCCAUUUAACUUAGUAUGUGAUUCACUGAGCCAUUUAACUUGGUAUGUGAUUCACUGAGCAAUUUAACUUGGUAUGUGAUUCACUGAGCCAUUUAACAUGGUAUGUGAUUCACUGAGCCAUUUAACUUGGUAUGUAGGCGUGUGUGUAUAAGAAAGUGAUUUUAGUGCACCUGAUCUUCGCCUAACAUAUUCGUUAGGCGAAACUUUCUUCAUUAUUUUUAACUUGCAUUGUAUCAUGUUUUUAAAGACUGUAUAUCACAGUAUAAAGGGUUAUAUGUUGUAUAUCCCUCUUCAUAUUUAGUCUUCAGAGUUCAUGUUCAGUGUUUUGUUAAUGUUGUUGUUUGAUUGUUGACUAAAUGUGUUUUUUCUAUGUUUACUUCGACGAAUAA
Biomphalaria glabrata is the source of this 2447-nucleotide messenger RNA. RefSeq lists its product as uncharacterized. The transcript has 7 exons. The record is from RefSeq and is a predicted model, not a curated record. Lineage: Eukaryota; Metazoa; Mollusca; Gastropoda; Planorbidae. Bases 123 to 938 code for a protein of 271 amino acids.